This is a messenger RNA of Vitis vinifera (wine grape), 2253 nucleotides long. Its product is annotated as novel plant SNARE 13. Gene Ontology annotation, biological process: vesicle fusion; retrograde vesicle-mediated transport, Golgi to endoplasmic reticulum. Bases 383 to 1216 code for a protein of 277 amino acids. The transcript has 9 exons. Gene Ontology annotation, cellular component: late endosome membrane; ER to Golgi transport vesicle membrane; SNARE complex. Lineage: Eukaryota; Viridiplantae; Streptophyta; Magnoliopsida; Vitales; Vitaceae. Gene Ontology annotation, molecular function: SNARE binding; SNAP receptor activity. The record is from RefSeq and is a predicted model, not a curated record.
AGAAUCUGGUGCGUUAUACUGCGCGGAGAAUUUUUCUUCCAUAUUUAGCAAUAUUAUAAUAUCUAUUAGUUAAAUAACUUAAUCAUAAAGAAUAUAUGAGAAAAAAUAAACAUAAGGCGAGGUUUGGAAAAACAGUCUGUUAGGAGACAGCGAUUCUCUCUCCUUGAAUCGCAUCAAUCCAGGCUUUUUUUGUCAUCCUUACAAAUCUGAAAUUCUUUCUUUUUCACAACCAACUCUUUACCUUUUUGAUUUUCUUUUUCGAUUUUUUCAAUUGUGUUUUUGAUUUUGAAAUCGGAGGUGCGGUUAGGGUUUCUGCGGCAACUGCAUCGAUUGUAAUGCUGUGAAGUAGGUGGCGUGAAGAGUAGUCGUUCCGGCUCUGAAAAUGGCCACCGACUUGCAGAUGACGCCUCAGUUGGAGCAGAUCCAUGGUGAAAUUCGCGAUAAUUUUCGCGCUCUCGCAAAUGGCUUCCAGAAGCUGGAUAAGAUUAAAGAUCCCAAUAGACAAAGUAAACAGCUGGAGGAACUUACAGGGAGAAUGAGGGAGUGUAAAAGAUUAAUCAAGGAGUUUGAUCGUGAAAUGAAAGAUGAGGAGCGUGGAAAUCCUCCUGAGGUUAAUAAGCAGCUCAAUGAUGAAAAACAAUCUAUGGUCAAGGAGCUGAAUUCAUAUGUGGCUUUGAGAAAAACGUUUAUGAGUAGCCUUGGUAAUAAGAGACUUGAACUCUUUGACAUGGGAGCAGGAGCUAGUGACCCUACAGCAGAUGACAAUGUUCAAGUGGCCUCAUCAAUGUCCAAUCAAGAGCUUAUACAAGCUGGGAACAAGACGAUGGAUGAGACUGAUCAGACCAUUGAACGCUCUAAACAGGUUGUUGCACAAACAAUUGAAGUGGGAACAGGAACCGCUGUUACCUUAAAAGGCCAAACUGACCAAAUGGGCCGCAUUGUUAAUGAGCUGGAUACAAUUCAAUUCUCAAUCAAGAAGGCCUCUCAGCUGGUGAAGGAGAUUGGUAGGCAGGUGGCUACGGAUAAAUGCAUAAUGCUUUUCCUAUUUCUUAUUGUGUGUGGUGUAAUAGCCAUUAUCAUUGUGAAGGUAUGUAUUCUCUCGCGUUUAUCAUUUAUGACCUUGAACUUUUGCAACGUGCUUAACUCACCUGCUUUAAUUGAACUUAAAGGUGAAAUGAACCCCAAACCUGCUCCCUCAGGUGUAGCUCAGCGGUAGGUGCUCUUUGCUAGAGGUCUUGAGUUGGAUCCUCCCUUGUAUUUAAGUGGUAAGGGUAGAGCUACUGGUCCACCAGGUUUUGCUUCGCCUGCAGUUGGGACAAAUGCCUAGCUAUUGGGAUAGAUUUUGGGCUAUAGAUAAAAAAAUCCAAAAAAAAGAAAUGGAUCUGAAUCUGCAGUCCCACCAAGCACAUAGUGUCUUCUUAAGCUGCAUCAUUGGAGUUUUGGCAUAGGAAAAUUUUACAGGAAAAUUGAAAAGCUCUGUUGUAUUUGGUUUUAGUGGUGGAACUUCCAUUGGUAGAAAAUACGAAGCCCAAGGAAACCAUAAAAUGUGAAAUGUGAAUGCCAAGAUGCUAGAAAUUUAAUAGGCAAAAUACUCCAGAAUUUUAGGUUCAAAAGGGCCAUUGUCUGUGUAGCUUGGUGGAGCUAGAGCAUGGGGUCUAGCAGUAUCCACCUUCAUAGCCUGGACUGCAAACCUAUGCUUAUUAGUUACACCAAGUUGAUAGGAUCUCACCCUAGUGUUCUAUUCUGUCUUGCAGCAUUACCUAACAAUUUUCAUCAUACUAGCCUUUGGCUGCAUUGAUUGUGUGCGUUUCUCCAUAUUAACUUAAAUUUUCUAAAAUUUUAGAUUGUGAACCCCAACAACAAGAGCAUCAAGGACGUCCCUGGAUUGGCACCUCCAGCCCCUUCAAGGAGGCUGUUGUAUCUGAAGGCUUCGGAUUAUUUGGAGUAGGUCCCAUAUGUGUCCAGAUUGUGAGUGGUUUCCUUUUGAUUAUUAUAUGGUUCGAUGUGUGGGUGGGACACAGAGAGGUGAGGAUUGUGCGCCUUCUGUUUUUUUUCCCCUUUUAAUCGUUUCGGUUUAUAACUAUUCUUGCCUGAGAUGUGUAUAUCAUGUUUGUGAUUCUAUGUGUAAAUCAUAUCUGAGGUGGCUAUUUUACCUUUGCCCUUUUUGCUUUGUUUUGAACCUUACGGUUCUUCUGUAUACAUUCUGAAAUUGUUGUAGAGCUAGGACAGAAAUAAUACUCGUCAAUUCUGCUA